Messenger RNA from Acaulospora morrowiae, 327 nucleotides. The record is from the annotation of a GenBank genome assembly. NCBI's taxonomy places the organism in Eukaryota, Fungi, Glomeromycota, Glomeromycetes, Diversisporales, Acaulosporaceae.
AUGUCCUCCAUGUCUUAUAAUUCAGUGUACACACCCGCCGCCGCAAUGUUCAGACAGUCCUUCAAUCCUCCUUCACUUCACACCAAUGGUACAACGAGUGCUACGAGUGGCAACUACUCUUAUCUUCCUCAACUAUCGGUGAACGAUCACCAACCAAUGACUUCCCACUCUCUUCAACAAUCGCAAUCGAACUCUCAACAAUGGCCUCCGUCAGCGGAUAAACGAAAUUUCAUCUAUCAGCCCGGAUCUGGUAAUAAUAAUCCUGUCAGCUUCUCAUUCACCUCUAACUAUCAGUCGACGAAUGGUCAGGUGGUCAUUCCAGUUUAA